AUGGCUCCCCCAACUGCCGGCGUAGUGAAGCGCCGGGCGCGCACUUUCGUGCGCACCCGCGCCGUCACGACGCCGUUCGCCGCUAAUAUACCACCGCCUCCGCCGCGUCUCAUCGACACAGGCCUCCGAUUGUCCCCGUUCCCGAUGCCCCUGCCCCGACUUCCGGGAGCAGGAGCCGCGGAAAAGAGGACCACAACGCCGCCCGAACGUAUCCCACCGCGGCCCGUGGUGAGGACCACGCCGCCCGCAGCACUCUCCAUGCCCCUGUUGGACAUGGAGACAACACCGCCGCGCCAAUACGCGGCAACAAACCCGUUCUCGCCGCUCUCCACGCCCCAACCGGUCAUGGAGACAACACCGCCACGCUCAUACGCGGCGGUGCUCAACACCAACCCGGAGUCGCCGCCGCACGCGCCUCCGCGCCCGUCGCUCCGGACGGCGCCUACACCGUCGCCAAAGCCCGCGCGACCCCAGCCGCCGCUCGCACCCGCGAGCAAGAAGCUCCCGCCCAUCGUGGUCGACCGGCUGCCUGACUGGCCCCACCACCUCCGCAAGCUGCGGGAGUUGCUGGGCCACAUCCCCAACGCGCGCCCAGCCACGGGACUCUCCUGGUUUGCGUACGCCCCACCGGCGGAGCGCUCACUGAAGCUGGCCAUCCGUGGCCUGCCCAUGGACACCGAUGUUGCUGAGUUGGAGGAGGAGCUGCGCGCCCGCGGCUUCGACCCCCAAUACAUCCGCCCCAUCCAGGCUCGCGAGGGAAGGACAGGCUGCCUCUUCUUCGCGGAGAUCCGCAGGACGCUGGGUUUCCAGCGGAUCUACGAGGUCUCCGAGCUCCUCUGCAUGCCCGGCGUCAAGGUCGAGGCGUGGAGGGGACGAAGAGGAGCAGCGCAGUGCCACCGCUGCCAGCAGUUCCGGCAUAGCAGCCAUAACUGCCACCGCCCUGCCGCCUGUGUCCGUUGUGGUGAAAACCAUACGGCCAAGGAGUGCCAGCGCCCCCGGGAAGUUCCGGCAACCUGCGUGAACUGCGGGGGAACACACCCGGCGAAUAGCUCUUCCUGCCCGGUCAAGUUACGCGAGCUGCGUAACACCAAGGCGGGUGCGGCGCCCAUGACCGGCGCGAGAGGAGCUAUCCCACCAGCAGCCUCCACAGUGGACCCCAACAUCGAGCCGACCGCGCGGAGCUCGCUUAUGGCCGCGGCGAACGGCCCAGCCGGGCCCAAGCCGCAGAAGCCUAAGCGCAUCCGCAAGAGGGCAAAACCGGCCCCCACUGCCACCACCAUCGUCGAGCAGCAGCCAGCGCCAACUCCGACGCCGAACCAAGCGGUCGCCGCCCCUACCAAGGGGAAGAAGGCGAAGCCCCGCGCGGAGAUACCACCAGCCCCCUCCAGCGAGAAGCUGGAAGUACUGGAGCAGACUAUCCAGCUGCUCCACAACCCCCGAGGACGUCUCCCCGCCGCGGGCUUCGCCCGCGACGAGAAGAAGAAGCAACCGACGUUUUUAUUAUACCCACUGACUUCGUACGUUGCGGUCGACUAUUGCGCGGUGUCGCAAUAG
This is a messenger RNA of Pectinophora gossypiella (pink bollworm), 1554 nucleotides long. RefSeq lists its product as uncharacterized. The record is from RefSeq and is a predicted model, not a curated record. The transcript has 3 exons. Lineage: Eukaryota; Metazoa; Arthropoda; Insecta; Lepidoptera; Gelechiidae. The coding region runs from base 1 to 1554 and encodes 517 amino acids.